Messenger RNA from Nerophis lumbriciformis (worm pipefish), 912 nucleotides. NCBI's taxonomy places the organism in Eukaryota, Metazoa, Chordata, Actinopteri, Syngnathiformes, Syngnathidae. The record is from RefSeq and is a predicted model, not a curated record.
AUGUUGCGGUCAUCAGUGCUGCUGCUUCUGUUAUGCAGCGUCCGCUGCCAAGACUUGGCAACAGGGUCGCCUCCCACGUAUGAGCACAGAGAUCCGUACACGGGGCUGACCCUCGCAUGCAAGAAGUGUCCCCCGGGCACGCACAUGUCAGCUCACUGCACUGCCGCCACGCAAACACAGUGUGCCCCGUGCAAAGAUGAGCACUUCACCGAGCUGUGGAACUAUUUGCCCAAGUGUCUGUACUGCAACAACUUCUGUGUGGGUGACAAGGUGGUGGAGACUGAGUGCAGCUCACGCAGCAACAGAGUGUGUCAAUGCAAGGAGGGCUAUUACAUGAUGUAUGACUACUGCAAUAGACAUUCGGAGUGUGACCCCGGGCAUGGUGUUCUUACCAGAGGUACAUCAAAAAGUGAUACAAUGUGUCAAAAAUGCUCCAGCGGCUACUUUUCUGCCUCUUACUCUGCAAUAGAGGCGUGUGCCAAACACACGAAAUGUGCCAGCGAGCAGCUGGUGCUCCUCAAUGGCUCCUCAACCCAGGACACAGUGUGUGGCCUUUGCGAAGAGCUUGCAAAUGGAGGUGAGCUGCUGAGGACCUUUCUCUCAAGCUUCUUUAGUAUGCAGAGAAUGCGUCCAGGGAAAAUGAAGAGAUUUGUCAACAGGCACAUAAAAAAUCCAGAGCGGGAAAGGCACACCGUGCACUCAGUUUUGCUUCGACAUGGGAAGCGACAUCAUUGGUUAGAUCUCAUCAGGAUGUGGCUCCAUCAGGCCACAAGGGUGCAGCUCGAGAAACUGCCCAGUAUGCUGAGAGCGUCUCAGCUCAACAAUGUGGCAGAGAAGCUCGGCAAGAGACUCAGAGACAUCCAAGAGCAAAAGCCAAACUGUACAUUAACACAUUUAUUCUCAUUUAACUGA